GUUUUUCCCAGGCAGCGGCUCAGGAAACUUCUCCCGGCUCCAGUUGCUGCGCUCCACCUUUUAUUCUAAUCGCUCCCGCAUCGCCAUAGGAACCCGCUCCAGCGGGAGCCGGGAGCGGCUCCUUCCCGGAGCGCUCCUUCCCCCGGCAUGGCAAGGCAUGGAGCCGGCAUUCCAGCCCAGGAAAGCUGGACCCUGCAGACCUUCCCUCAGUGACGUGGCUGCUGGGACACGGCCUCCCCCUGCUCCUGCUGCAGUAGCAAUGCUGGUGUCCCCACGGAGCUGCAGUGAGGAGCUCUGGGCUCUGGCAGGAGCGCACCCCGCGCCGGUGCCCAUGGAGUGAGCGGUGCCCGGGGGUGAGCGGGCACAGCAGGACGCUGAAGUUUGGCUGCCCCGGCCCCGCCAAAAUCCCCCCCCCCCCCGGUCCUUCCCGAGCCCUCCCCGCCUCUGCCAUGAAUGAUGCAUCGACGAUGGAUUAUGAACUGCUCUCGCCGUCCCUGGUGGAGCACCCGGCGGGCGCCGCGGGCAUGGACGCCGAGCAGAAAACUGUCUUUGCCUUCGUCAUCUUCCUCCUGGUCUUCUUGGUGAUGCUGAUGGUUCGCUGCUUCCGCAUCCUGCUGGACCCCUACAGCCGCAUGCCCGCCUCCUCCUGGACCGACCACAAGGAGGGCUUGGAGAGGGGCCAGUUUGACUAUGCCCUGGUGUAGAGGGCAGGGCUGGGGCGAGCCCGGGCGCUCCCCGUGCCCCCCAACCCGGUCCCGGC
This is a messenger RNA of Corapipo altera (White-ruffed manakin), 760 nucleotides long. It is a transcript of the gene CTXN1, whose product is annotated as cortexin 1. Lineage: Eukaryota; Metazoa; Chordata; Aves; Passeriformes; Pipridae. Bases 450 to 704 code for a protein of 84 amino acids. The transcript has 3 exons. The record is from RefSeq and is a predicted model, not a curated record.